GCGGCCCGGACCCGCCAUUCCAGCCAGGGCGGGCGGGUGGGCAGCCGCCGCCGCCGCCGCUUCUCCACCACAUCCAUACGAGUCCCCUCGCCCGGCGUAGCGCUGGCUGAGCCACAAUGGCUGUGCCGUUGCGGGGCCAGCGGGCCGCGACGCUCCUACAUUUCCUCUGCUUCCUCUGGGCGGUUUUCGCCGUCACCCAGAACGCGGGGUUUCCCAGGUCGGUCCGCAAGGAACCGGACGUCACCUACGGGGGCUCCUGGAAACACCUGACCUUCCUGAACCAGGUUUUCCAGACAAUCCUGUAUCUGUUGUGUGUCAUAUCUGAUACUGUAGCUCUGUGCACACCUUCAUUAGAGAAAAGAAUAUCAUCAGUGGUGGUGCCUCUCAGAGAUUUCAUCUUCUCUGCAUAUGUGUUUCCUAUUGGCCUAUUUGUACCUGUUGCUUUCUGGAGCCUUUAUGCAUAUGACAGAGAACUAGUGUAUCCUUUAGAGCUGGAUGAAGUCAAUCCAAUUUGGCUUAAUCAUACUAUGCAUACCACCAUCCUCCCACUGCUUUUCAUAGAACUGUUCAUUUGUGAUCAUAAGUAUCCUCGUAGAUCAAGAGGAAUUUUGGGACUUUGCGUCUUUGCAGUUGUAUACCUCUCAUGGAUAGUGUGGGUAAACUAUGCAAGUGGGAUUUGGGCAUAUCCAGUUUUAGGAGUUCUCUCUCCUUGUGGACGGGCAAUAUUUAUCUCCGUAGCUUUUCUUAUAAUGGUAAUCUUCUACUUCGUUGGGGAGCAACUAACAAAACUCUUGUGGGCAAAACGUAAAAGGAAAUGCACAUAGAGAAGAACCUGGGGAAAGUAUAAGGUCAUUAAAAGUGCAAGCUCACUUAUGGAACAGAGUGAAACUUUAAUCAAGAUAAAAGCAUUCGUAACAACCUCUUCUUAAA
Lacerta agilis (Sand lizard) is the source of this 930-nucleotide messenger RNA. RefSeq names its product androgen-induced gene 1 protein-like. The coding region runs from base 117 to 824 and encodes 235 amino acids. The transcript has 6 exons. Lineage: Eukaryota; Metazoa; Chordata; Lepidosauria; Squamata; Lacertidae. Gene Ontology annotation, cellular component: membrane; endomembrane system. The record is from RefSeq and is a predicted model, not a curated record.